Molecule: messenger RNA, 779 nt
Organism: Eutrema salsugineum
Lineage: Eukaryota; Viridiplantae; Streptophyta; Magnoliopsida; Brassicales; Brassicaceae
Exons: 2
Coding region: 169-651 (160 amino acids)
Source: RefSeq, a predicted model, not a curated record
CCCGACCCGACUUGUCUGCUCCCCGGUUUUUAGUCUACCUCUGUCGAGACAAGCUUCUUGUAUCUUCUUCGGGUGGUUUCGUUUUUUAACUUGAGAAAGUAAAGUUGUGUAAUUGAAGGUGACUUCCAACCUCUGGGAUUGUGCUUUUUUUUCUUUCUUGUGCAUCAAAUGCCUAAGAAGAAGAGUAGUAGCAGUUCUUUGAAAAACCCAUCACAAGAAGUGGACAGACCUGGAAUACAACAAAACAAACCAGUUCCAAAACCUGGUAAAUUAGGAAUAGAGAUUGAUGAGAUCUUUAGUGGGAGAAUGAAAAAGAAGCUAUCACAAGAAGUAGAGAAACCUGCAAUACAACCAACCAAACCAGUUCCAAGACCUGGUAAAUUAGGGAUAGAGAUUGAUGAGAUAUUUGGUGGGAGAAAGAAGAAGAAGAUACCAGAGCUCGAGAAACCUGAGUCCAAAGAAGAGGUAGCAAAGAAGGAGAGGAAGAGGAAGAGGAAUGAGCUUGACGGGUUCAACAACAACCCGAAAUCCCGACCAAGGAAGAGAACCAAAGACGGUUUACCAGUGUUCACGGAAGAUGAACUUGGUAUCAACAAGGCCUAUGCUGGUGAUACUCCUCUUUGUCCCUUUGACUGUAAUUGUUGCUUCUAGUUCCUUGUCAAACCAGUUUUGAAGCAGAUUAACUCUGUCUGGUGGAAAAUGGAUGAAUCAUCUCAGUUUACCAGAGUUUGUUGUAGUCAUUGUUGUUCAUGUUUUGAUUAAUAGAAUACAUUUUUUUU